CGCCAGAGUUACGAAGUAAAAGCAGGCGAGGGGGCGGUCCCUCGGGGCAGGCGAUGGCACAUAAAACGGCCGGGGCCCUCUGCCGCUCCUCCUCGCCCGUCACCGUGGGAUCCGUGUCCCGUUUCCCGCGCCCACCUUCCCCCGCCGAGCGCCCCGUUGCGCGCUGUGCCCUGGGCGAGCCCGGGGGCCCCCAGUGCCAUGGCCCGAAAGCUUGGAGGGCGCAAGACCACCGUGAUCGUGGGGCUCGUGGGGCUGCUCUUGACGGUCCUGGGCGGCGUCAUGAUCUUCGUGGUGCCCCAGCUGAUUAGAGAUCAGAUCCUUCAGAAUGUCAGGGUCAACCCCAGCAGCCUGUCCUUCGAUAUGUGGAAGGAGAUCCCCGUUCCCUUCUACAUGUCCGUGUACCUGUUCCACGUCAUGAACUCGGACGAAGUGCUGAACGGGGAGAAGCCCAGCAUUCAGGAGCGGGGGCCUUACGUCUACAGAGAAUACAGACAGAAACGAAACAUCACUUUCAAUGACAAUGACACGGUGUCCUUCUUAGAAUACCGGACUUUUGUGUUCCAGCCUGAAAUGUCCCAUGGCUUAGAAACCGAUUACAUCGUGAUGCCCAAUCUCUUGGUCUUGGCGUCCUCAGUGAUGAUGGAACAGAGACCCAUGUCCAUGAAACUGCUCAUGAGCCUGUCAUUCAGCAUGUUCGGCCAGCGGGCCUUCAUGAACCGCACGGUGGGGGAGAUCUUGUGGGGUUAUCGCGAUCCCCUCAUUGAUCUGCUGAAUAAAUACUUCCCUAACAUGUUGCCAUUUAAAGAUAAAUUUGGCUUAUUUUCAGAGUUUAACAACUCCGAUUCAGGAUUGUUCACUGUGUUUACUGGUGUCAAAGACUUCAGCAAAAUCCAUCUGGUGGACAAGUGGAAUGGUAAAAGCAAGUUAAACUUCUGGAAUUCAGACCAGUGCAAUAUGAUUAAUGGGACAUCUGGACAGAUGUGGGCCCCUUUCAUGACUCCAGAGUAUAACCUUCAAUUCUACAGCCCAGAGGCUUGCCGGUCUCUGAGUUUUGAAUAUGAGAAGUCAGGAGACUUUGAAGGUAUUCCUACUUAUCGAUUUGUGGCCCCAAACACCUUAUUUGCCAACGGGUCUGUGUACCCACCAAAUGAAGGUUUCUGUCCUUGCCUGAAGUCGGGAAUCCAGAACAUGAGCUCCUGUCAGUUAAGUGCCCCGCUCUUCCUUUCGCACCCGCAUUUCUACAACGCAGAUCCGGAACUGGUCGAGUCUGUGAUCGGGCUCCAUCCCAACAAGGAAGAACACUCCCUGUUCCUUGAGGUGCACCCGGUCACCGGCAUCCCCAUGAACUGUUCGGUCAAGCUGCAGCUGAGUCUGUAUACAAAGGCUGUCCCUGGCAUUGGGCAAACAGGAAGAAUCCAGCCGGUAGUCCUUCCUCUCCUUUGGUUUGAAGAGCGUGGUGCCAUGGAAGGCCAGACCCUCAAAUCGUUCUAUAACAGACUGGUCUUGAUGCCCAAGCUGGCACAGUACUUUCAGUACGUCUUAAAUGCCUUGGGCUGUCUUUUCAUCAUCAUCACUCUCAUCCUCAUCAUUAAGAAUCAGAGGACACCCAGUGCUCCACGAGGGGCUGGGCCCCCAAUCAGACCAGCUCCCCAGCUCCCAGACUCCCCUCCUCCAGGACGACCCCCAGGAUGGACAGCCUGCCGGCAGCAAGUCCUGAGUGACCUCCCCUGCCUGGCCAUGGCAGCCGUGUGGCCAUGAUGUCAUCUUUUUAUAUGUACAGCCAUGAACACACACAUUUAGUGUGUGUAUAUGUGUGUAUGUGAGAGAGGGAGAGAGAGAGAGAGAGUCAAAGACUUGCAGGGACAGAAAGUCUCGACCUCGAGGACUCUCAAAUUGGGCAUUUGGGGAUGGAAGGUUUUGUGAGAGCCAGUCUGGGAAUAGCUUGACCCCUGACUUCUCCAGUAAUUUAGGUAUCCCUCAGCCUGUCCCAACGCUAGGAUCCUGAAACGCCUGGGAGGCAUUAAGCCUGGUCCUCCCCUGCCCCUCUCUUUGAGUACUUCUUUCCCCUUCUCCCUGAGAAGAAGCCAGGAUGAACUGUGUACUGCACAGCCAGCCAAGAGAACACAAGCUGAUAUGAGCCUUACUCCCCUCCCUCUGUUCCCUCUCAUCUUCCCCUCCCCCAUGUAGUAAUGUCUUCGGUGCCCUGGUUCUGAAACCCAGUACUUCCACCUUAUUAUGGCUCGCCCAGGUUGGACCCGGAGGCUCUCUCCAUAGAGGCUAAUUAGACUUGCUGCCCACUUGGGUCCUGAGGGGCUGAGACCACUACCGAUGGGGACCUUUUCGGCCCCUGGUGCUGAAGGGAGCAACCGGGGGUCAUUUCAUCUGCACCCAGGGAUCAGGCCGGGGGCCACCUUCACGUCGGGAACCCUCUUAAACAGCUUGGGGUCCGGGGCAGAAGGUCUGGCGUCACGGCCGCGUUUUGGGUUGUGAUCUCUCUGAUGGCCAUUUUUAGCUUUCCUGGGUCUUCUCACAGACACGUCUGGUUUUUUAAUAUUUUCAUCAUUUUUCUAUCUUCUGAUUCAACAAAUGAAUGCUCUAGAGGUAUGCGGUCCUAGCAGAUUUCCCGUUGCGUUCUUGGGGGACACUGGAAACUCCCCUUCUGGCAUCCAGGACUCUGUGCUCCUGUAGGGAAACAAGGCAGGGUUGGGGAGGAAUAUCUCAGGGCCCCUCCAUCUCCUGGGAGCCGGCAGAUUGAUGCGCUGGCUUCCCUAGGGUGGGGGAAGCAGCGUUUCUGGUCUCCUGGAUAAACAUCUGUCUCUUUUUUCACCUUUUUUUUUCUACUAGGAAAAAAAAUCUCAUUCACUUUAAAAGAAUAAAUUCACUUUAAAAUAA
This is a messenger RNA of Phascolarctos cinereus (koala), 2892 nucleotides long. It is a transcript of the gene SCARB1, whose product is annotated as scavenger receptor class B member 1. The record is from RefSeq and is a predicted model, not a curated record. NCBI's taxonomy places the organism in Eukaryota, Metazoa, Chordata, Mammalia, Diprotodontia, Phascolarctidae. Gene Ontology annotation, molecular function: scavenger receptor activity; lipid binding; low-density lipoprotein particle binding. Gene Ontology annotation, cellular component: caveola; cytoplasm. Gene Ontology annotation, biological process: plasma lipoprotein particle clearance; cholesterol efflux; recognition of apoptotic cell.